AGAUGAGGACACAGAGGCUUGUAAAGAUAAAGUGACUGAUCCAAGGUCACGCACGGGCCGGCUGCAGAGGCACCGACAUGGGGCUGAAGCUGACCUGCCUGAAAGGCCUAAAAAUGUGUGUCAGCAGCAGCCACGAUGAGGCCCCCGUCCUGAGCGACAAGCACCUGGACGUGCCCAACAUCAUCGUCACCCCGCCGACCCCCACGGGCGUGAUCCUGCCGAGGGACUCCCGGAGGGCAGUCUGGCUGGAGGAGACGGGGUCGUGCCCGGAGGAUGGAGAAACAGACCCUGAGGCCUGAGGAGAAGGCACGCGCGGGUCGGGGAUUUGCCUGCACUAGCUCCUGCUCUGGCUGCCCUUCGCUUGGCGUGUCCCGGGGUGCCUGGGACAGAUGUGCUGAGAACGCUGGCUGCGAAGACAGAGCGAUUCCGGCACUGGACCAGCGGAGGCGUGGCGAGAGGAGAGAGGAAUCGGCCCUGCCCUCGUCCAGAACAUUUCCCAGCCCCCCUUGAGUGGGCCAGACCUCUGAUGCCUACAUAUUCUUGCCGAUCCCAGGGCACAGUGACGGCCAUCAGGGUACCAGGGAGAGGCUUUCUUCUAGACGGACUCCCAGCGGCCUGGGCCAUGCAGACGGGUGCCCAGGAGGUCCGCACAUACAAAGACUUCUUGCAAAGGACUGGCUUCAUUUUUUACAAGUUGUCUUACAGACAUUGACACAGUCCAAAAAGUGAUUUAUAAUUUCUUUUUUGCACUGUAAGUAAAGAUCCCAUGUAACGA
Molecule: messenger RNA, 775 nt
Organism: Balaenoptera ricei (Rice's whale)
Lineage: Eukaryota; Metazoa; Chordata; Mammalia; Artiodactyla; Balaenopteridae
Gene: CLMB
Product: chromosome 19 C16orf74 homolog
Exons: 4
Coding region: 78-299 (73 amino acids)
Source: RefSeq, a predicted model, not a curated record